Molecule: messenger RNA, 2961 nt
Organism: Durusdinium trenchii
Lineage: Eukaryota; Dinophyceae; Suessiales; Symbiodiniaceae
Source: the annotation of a GenBank genome assembly
AUGGCUUUGGUCAAUAGACACAUUUUGUUGGAGUACGAUGUACCUGGACCCCGUCUUUGGCACGAACGUCUUGUACUCAGCCACGUGGCGGGUGAAGUGUACAUCAUUGCGACACCAGACCGUGAUGUCUAUGCUGAGGAGUUGGGGGUUUUGAACCCCGAUGUACGAACUCUGAAAGUGAAGCCUGCUGCAGGUAUUUUACCACCGGAUGUCGUCGCCGGUGAGGUCUACGCUCUGCCUGCCUGGACUGCAAACGAUUUGCACAACCUCCGGGAGGAAGGUCGCAGAGUAGCUGAGGAGGAACGUCGUGCCACGGCUGGUGGCGCUGGUCCUUUAGCGGCAGCCGCCGCAGCGGCUGGAACCCUGAAGUGGCUGGCGGCUGAAUCCAACUCCAGCCACCAAUAUGGCCAAGAAGUUCAGGGGGUGCCCAAUCCCCUGGUGAAAGACAGCAAGAUUGCCCACAUUGGAGCCCAUGGUGUCAGUAUCUUUCUUCAGUGUGCUGAUGGUCAUGAUUAUUUCAAUUUUUUGCAGAGGCCAGCAAGGUGUGAUCCCAGGGUGUUGCCUGUUGAGUUGAACCCUAUUGGGCAUCCGGAAAGGACUUUGAAGGAGGUCGCAUCCAUGGGCGCUGAAAGCAAAGUGAGGUGGGAGUUGGCCGGUCCACGUACCAGCAAAUGGUGUGUGAACUAUUUGGCCAUCGAGAACCUUGGCUUCGAGGGGCACCAUGAGAGACUCCGACAAGUCACAAAGGCUGAUGCAAGUAGUUGGGGAAUUCAGGAGCACUUCCAGGUCAGCAUGGCCCUUCGCCAGGCCCUCCUUGUCGAUCAACUUGACCCCUACAACCUGUUGAGCAUUGAAAUACAAUUCAGGCGGCUCCAAACCAUCGAGUACUCUUACAGCGAGAAGGCAAAGGAUUUGGAGGCGAAGGCUGUGGGUGGACGGUUGAGUUUAGAAGAGCAGACCACUUUUGGAGGCAUUACACGACAGUACAGUACAUUGAUGAUUUGCCCCCAGUUGUUGGAUCACGUCAAGAUCGAGACCGAGAAGGAGGCCAACCUGGCCAAGAACUUGCGGAAGGUGCAGCAGAAGUCAGGCCUUGCAGCUGCUGCCAUACCUUCAGAGGCCGUGCAAGUUCGGGAGGCCCUUGAGGAGCUUCGGGUUGCUGAGGGGUACGAUGACUUGCCGACUUCGUGCCCCCUUGGAUCCUUCAAUCCUGACCUGGUCUCAUUGCCAUCUGAGGGCAUGAAUCCCGCGCCUUUGGAGUGUUUGUGGGGCGAGGGCGGGCAACAAGAGGUGGAGGAUUUCACCAUUCACCAGACGCUGGGCAUAGCAGAAGCUCGUGAGCGUCUAGACCAAUGCGGCCUUAGCAAGUGUUAUGAAGACCCGCAAUUCAGAGACCGAAGAAAGUACGCCAGCUUCUUGCACAGGCUAUUGGACCUGGGCCUCAUCACCCUUGAUUUGGAGCCGGCGGUUGAGACGGUGGGUAUUUUCUUUGUGAAGAAGAAAGGUGGCAAACUUAGGAUGAUCUUAGAUUGCAGGAUGAGCAACUGCCAUUUCAAUACACCUGAGAACAUCAAACUUGCCACCGGAGAGAGCAUGAGUCGCAUGGAGUUGAAAUCACAUGGACAAUUGUUCACAGCCAGUGCAGACCUUCAGAAAGUGCAAGUUGGAGAGCUAGGGGUUGCAGAGGUUGCUGGCAUGAAACUACAGCCCACCUCUUGGGUCUACCCCCGCAUUGCAGUGAUCCCCAUGGGUUGGUCUCAUGCUAUGUGGUGGUGCCAGAGGAUAAGUGAACGCAUUUGUGAAAGGUCCGGGCUGCUUCCGUCUGAGAGGCUGCGUGAUGGGCAGCCACCACCUCAGGGAACCUUCUUCCACGUCCAGUAUGUCGAUAACCUCCACAUUUUUGGAAACGACAAAGAGGAAGUGGAGACAAGGUUCUGGAAAGCAGUCGAGGCCCUACGGGCAGCUGGACUUACAGUACACGAGAUAGAAGUUGCUGAUGGCUCAAGCAAGGUCCUUGGUUGGGAGAUUGAGGACGGAGGCUACCUGGCGCCGUCCUUGAGUCGGCUUUGGAGAUGUCGCUUGGGCAUCCGUGAGUUGCUACGACGGGGCCGUGCCAGUGGCCAACAGCUGGAGCGAUUGAUAGGGCACAUGACCUUCGUCUCACUUUGUCGGCGUGAGUUGUGGGGCGAAAGCGCUGGCAAAGAGAAGAGACGAUGCCUGUGUACGAGGUACAGAGAGAUGUGGCAGAACUUUGUCCAGUGGAGCGCAGGCCAAGUGCGACAGACCAUGACGUGGACCCAGCUGGACAGACACCUGAGCAAUUACCUCGAGGAGCUUUACCUCGAGGGAGAAGACCUGAGCCGUGCAAACUAUGUGACUGCUGCCGUGAUUUUCCAUGUGCCUGGCGAGGCCUUCUCCCUCAGAGUCCAAGAUUUGGUCCUGCCGUUGAGACGAAGCGGCAAGGCCUUCAAAGAUCAUGCCAUUCUGCUCCAUCCGCUGGAAGUGGGGGUGCCAUCCAAAACAAAACAGUGGGACGAGAUGUUGACACUCGAUCUGCCCCACCUGAAGUUUUUGGGUCCCGCAUUGGAGCGUUGGAUGCAGGUACAUCACAGGAGCAAGGACGAGCCUUUGUUCCAGGCCACUCUUCAAGAGACAAACCAGUUCCUAGAGGACCAGUGGAAACCUCUGGGGUUGCAACCUUUGGGAGCUCCGCACAUGUACCGUCUCCGCCACGGUGGAGCAUCGUUCGAGGCGGCAAACCAGUUGAGAGAGAUCUCAGGCAUUCAAGCUCGGGGUCGCUGGCUGACGCAAAAGUCCAUGAAGAAUUACGAGAAAGGGGGGGCGCCUUCAACAGCUGUUCGGAAGCCUCAGCAAGCGCACUCAAAAAGAUGCACUUCAGGCCGCCAAAGACGUCGUCAGGCGGCUGUUGAAAAAGCAUUGAGCCCCAAGGCAUCGUUGAAA